This is a messenger RNA of Sinocyclocheilus rhinocerous, 2914 nucleotides long. RefSeq lists its product as uncharacterized. The record is from RefSeq and is a predicted model, not a curated record. The coding region runs from base 760 to 2550 and encodes 596 amino acids. Gene Ontology annotation, molecular function: zinc ion binding; nucleic acid binding. Lineage: Eukaryota; Metazoa; Chordata; Actinopteri; Cypriniformes; Cyprinidae. The transcript is spliced from 2 exons.
GAAUGUGUUUGUGUUGCGCUCUUGGGUUUUAACGGCUGGCGAUGCUAUGCCGCUGUGUGAUCGGAUGUCUUUGUCAGCUCGCCGCUGGUUUGGAAGACAAGGAAGGAGUGGAAGAGUUUAGGAAGUCACGUGACCUACAUACCUGCACGUAGGGAUAUUGGAUGUAUAGACACACUAGUUUAUUUGUGUGCGCUUUUCUUGUAUGUUUUGAUUUUGUAUAUUCAGUGUAGUUUAUGACGCUUUUGCGUUGAAGAUUUUUUCUUUUCUUUUCUUUAAUAGUUUAGGGGUUUUGGGACUUAGUUAGAUAAUGGGAUUUUUAUUCCAUUUUAUUUUAUGAUUUAAGCGCCACUUUAACUUCCCUUCUUUUUCCUUUGUCUUGUUUGUUUAACUUGUUGUUCCUUGGGGGCAAUAAAUCUUUCUUGUAGUGCAGUUUCGCGUCAUGUGUUCCAUUGCCACUUAUUUUCCCUGUCUUAGUUCUUUAAUGUCAACUUAAUGUUACCUCUUCUAAUCCCUAGAUAAAAAUUCACAUCAGAGACGUAACAUUAAAUGGGGGCUCGUCUGGGAUAUAUUUUAUAAUUUUUCUCCAUGUUUAGGAAAGAAAAAUGGUUAAUUACGCCCUUGAUAUAAAUUGACAUGUUGAGAGAGGUUAGGGUGGUGGCAAAUGGAAUUGUUGAUUUUUUAGUAGUUGUGAAAUGAGGUAAAAGGCAGUGAGUAACGCUUUUUUUUGGAAGGUAGUCAUGUUCAUGGUGCACUUGAAACAUGUUCAGUUUAGAAGAAUUUGUUAAGAGUCCUUCGUUGGAACAGCUUAACUUGUGUCGGAAACAGGAUUUGUUUGCAAUAGCUGAUCAUUUUAGUUUGACAGUCAGUAGACAGAAUCGUAAGGCUGAGAUAAAGAGUAGAAUAAUAGAUCAGUUAGUCGAGCUAAAUGUUCUUCUGAAGUCGAGAGUUGUGAGGGAUGAAAAUGCCGAUCUGUUAAGCCCUAGUGACGUGGCAGUGGCUUCUUUCAGUUUGGGAGAUGCGGACGUAUGCAGUGGCAGAACAAACGUUGAAGCGGAGGUGGAGGCCGAAGCGGAUGCGAAAGCUGGCUUGCCACCAUUUGAUCCGUUAUCUCCUCUUUCUUUGGGUUCCAGAGACGAUGCGCGACUGAAAGUCCGCUUGGCUCGUCUCCAUUAUGAUGCGCAGGAGCGUACUCCGACACGUCAGGCUGAAAUUGAUCUACGCUUGCAGAUACGCAGAUUUGAAAUCGAGGCUGAUACGCAGGUGAGGCUGCGCCAGCUCGAACUUGAUGCUACGAAGGCUGCUAGAGAGCCUGUUGUACGGCCAGGUCCAGCUCCUUUAUCUGUUGCUUCUCCGGUGGCUGAGUCAUCCCACUACAACUUUGACGUGAGUAAGCACAUUGCUCUUGUUCCUCAAUUCAGAGAAUCUGAAAUAGAUUCAUAUUUUAAUGCUUUUGAGCGGAUUGCUACGUCACUUCGUUGGCCUAGUGAAGUUUGGUCAUUGUUACUUCAAAGUAAAUUGGUAGGCAAGGCUUUAGAAGUUUAUUCUACAUUAUCAGUUGAAGAGAGUCUGAAGUAUGAUUCUGUAAAGUCUGCAAUACUUUGUGCAUAUGAAUUAGUACCUGAAGCAUAUAGGCAGAAGUUUAGAGCUUAUAAGAAAACUUCUAGCCAGACGUUUGUGGAAUUUGCUCGAGAUAAAGGUACACUCUUUGAUAAGUGGUGCACCGCAAACAAAGCGACUGAUUUUAAUUUGUUGCGGGAGCUAGUUUUACUUGAAGAAUUAAAAAAUUGCUUGCCUGAGAAAGUGGUAGUUUACCUGAAUGAACAAAAAGUAACUUCGAUGUCAUAUGCCGCUGUGCUACCUGACAAAUUUAUUUUAACUCACAAAAAUGUUUUCGUACCUACACGUUCAGAAAAUUCGCAACCGAUUGUUGAUGUUCUCGGAGUGCAGUUUGUGCGCUCAAAAGUUAAUUCACCGCGAGCUAAAGAGGAUCGCGAGUGUUUUUAUUGUCAUAAAAGAGGACACAUUGUUGUGGAUUGUUCAUUGUUGAAACGAAAACAACAAUCACCAUCGAAGUCAGUAGGCUUUGUGAAAACUCUUAAACCUACUGCUGUUGUUUACUCUGGUGACGAAGUCGAAGAGACGUAUCGACCAUUUCUUCUUAAAGGUCUGAUUUCUUUUUCUGGAAAUGCUGAUGAGCAAAAGGAAAUUACGAUGCUUCGGGAUACUGGUUCGAUGCAAUCUUUUGUGGUGGAGAAUAAGUUGCAGUUUUCUGAUGACACUUCAUGUAGCUCCAGUGUAAUUGUACAAGGUAUUGAGAUGGGAUGUGUAAAAGUGCCUUUGCAUAAUGUGCAUUUGCAAAGUGACUUGUGUACUGGGUUUGUUCGAGUUGCAGUUUGUACUUCCCUUCCUGUGAAAGGAGUAGACUUCAUAUUGGGAAAUGACUUGGCUGGAGGGAAAGUUAUGCCCUUGUUGGAGGUUUUGGACAAACCAGAAGUCUGUGUGACAAAUGAGGUCACGAGAGAAACUCAUUUCUGCACAAAAAGAGGAUGAAACUCUCACCACCGCUUUUAACUCCGUUGUCUCUGCUGGUAUGGCUAAGUGUAAGCAGAAUGCUUAUUUUAUUGACAAUGGCUUGUUGCUUCUAAAAUGGUGCGCAUCACCAAAGCAAGAUUCAGAUUGGGAUGUUUCUUAUCAGAUUGUGGUUCCUGUUCUAAAUCGACCACAUGUGCUAUGUUUAGCGCAUGAUCAUCCACUGUCAGGACAUCUUGGAGUUAGGAAAACCUAUAGUCGGAUCUUAAAGCAUUUUUUUUGGCCAGGACUGAAAAAGGAUGUAGUUUGCUAUUGUCGUUCUUGUCACACAUGUCAAGUUGUUGGAAAACCAAACCAGGUUAUUCCACCUGUUCCAUUGAAACCA